Messenger RNA from Pseudophryne corroboree (corroboree frog), 1724 nucleotides. RefSeq names its product grancalcin (gene GCA). The transcript has 7 exons. Gene Ontology annotation, molecular function: calcium ion binding. The coding region runs from base 7 to 594 and encodes 195 amino acids. Lineage: Eukaryota; Metazoa; Chordata; Amphibia; Anura; Myobatrachidae. The record is from RefSeq and is a predicted model, not a curated record.
GGAAACAUGAACCCCCAAAUGCAAAUGAUGGGACAGGCAAUGGCACAAAAUGUACAUGGUGGCUACUUUGGACAAACCCAGUAUGCUACAAGUGAUCCAAUGUGGGGGUACUUCACAGCGGUAGCUGGGCAGGAUGGUGAAGUAGAUGCUGAAGAACUACAGAGAUGUUUAACACAGGCUGGAAUCCAUGGGUCCUAUACUCCUUUCAGCCUGGAAACCUGCCGCAUUAUGGUUGCCAUGUUGGACGUGGAUCAUACUGGCAAAAUGGGAUUCAAUGAAUUUAAAGAAUUAUGGGGUGCACUGAGCGCCUGGAAGCAAAACUUCUCUGCAUUUGAUCAAGACAGAAGUGGCACAGUGGAGCCUCUUGAAAUGAGCCAGGCCCUUAUGUCCAUGGGUUACAGACUAAACCCACAGACUUUGAAUGCAGUAAUGAAGCGUUACAGUAAGAACGGCAGGAUAUAUUUUGACGACUAUGUUGCAUGCUGUGUGAAGCUUCGUGCUUUAACAGAUGCCUUUCGGCGAAGAGAUGGCAUGCAGCAAGGAUAUGUCAACUUUGUGUAUGAUGAUUUCUUGCAGUGCACUAUGUCCAUCUGAAUUUCCAGCCGCCAGUCUAAUAAUGAAGAAUGGCAUUACAACCCAACAUGUGAAUUCUACUAGGAAGGACCCAAGUGACCCUGCUGCGAAUCCACCUUGUAUCAUUUCAAAUUUCCGUUUUUAGUCAUUUGAUAUACUUUGACUGUAGUACACAGGCUGAAUACAUUAAGUUAUUUUUAUAUUCUUUGUAUACUAGGGCACAACAGUUUCUGUAAAAUUGUCAACCAUGCAGGUGAUUUUUUAUUUUUUAACAAGAAUGUUGAAAUAUCAAAAAUUGACUUUCUUGCAAAAUUUUGUUGGGUUUUUUUUUGGCCUUACAUUUUGGCUCGUGCAUGCUGAGGGAACCAUUGGGGAUUAUGGCCAACAUUGGGCGCCGAUAACAAAUUGGCGUCUAAUCCUAUAAUGUCGUUUUAUGGGCUUUUGACACUUUGCCAUUUUCUAUCAGAAUUUAAGAUUAAUUUAGUUUUGCAUUGAUGCAUGGUUAUCAGUUUUGUGGGUUAUUACCUAAAAAUUUAGUAGUUUUUUUUUUUUUUUCUUUUAAUCUACUAAAUGGGGCUUCAUAAGGCUAGUUUACAAUAUAAAUGUAAAUUAAAUAUUCUGCUCAUCUGCAUAGAUCUCUUAGCAUUUUGCCAAACUUCAAUGUGAAUUUUUAUUUUUUCUAUAGAUUUUUGCUUUUUUAACUUGGAGGUGUUUUUGCAAGACAGUUUAUCCAUCUUCUGUUUGAGCAAAAAAAAAAAAAAAUGUUUUUGUUCUUUCUACGCUUAUAGUUUGUAGAAUCGAAGCUAGUGAAUUUCAGGAAGUACUUUUUGUAUUUAAAUUAACCUUGGACAUAGACCUCUUCUGACCUGUUCCACUAUAACAUACUGCAAAAGUGUAAUUGGAUGUUUAAAACUUAAACGUUCACUGGAAAUUGUAUCUUGGCCUUCCAUAGAUAGAAGAUAUGUGCAUUUCAUAGCCUCCCAGUGCUUUAUCACUUAUGAUGAACUCGGUAGAAUUUUUUUUUUUAUUUUUUUUUAAGGGAAUUUAUCACUCUGUAUUGUAAUGUAUGGCUUAAAUUAUUUAAACCAUUGUUAUGACUCCUUUCUACAAUAAAUGAAUGCGAUUAUUAAAGAAAUAAAUUAUUCCAGAUA